This is a messenger RNA of Penicillium nucicola, 735 nucleotides long. RefSeq names its product HHE domain protein. Lineage: Eukaryota; Fungi; Ascomycota; Eurotiomycetes; Eurotiales; Aspergillaceae. Bases 1 to 735 code for a protein of 244 amino acids. The transcript has a single exon. The record is from RefSeq and is a predicted model, not a curated record.
AUGCUUCGGCGUACACUCGCCAUCCACUUCACCCACCUCUUUGUCCCCAGGCUCCCAAUGUCAACUAUUUCAAACAACAAAAGAACUACAACAAAAACACCCACGCCAGUCGUCAAAGGCAGUGUAGGGCCACCUCUACGCACAUUCACCGACGCAGCUGCAACUCCAGAAACAUGCUCCCGCAUCCUCCCAGCGAUCAAACACGACCACCAGGAACUUGAAUCACACAGCCACAAGAUUCUUCAAUCAACAAAACCCGAAGAGCAAACCCGGUUUCAAAACAAGCUGGUCUGGGAACUAGCUCGGCACAUGGCUGGUGAAGAGCUAGUCGUCUAUCCAGCUCUGAUCGACUCACUGAAAGAGGGACAACAAACAGUCGACCGAAAUAGAUUGGAGCACCAAGGCGUCAAAAAACAGCUGAAAAUGUUCCAGGAUCUGUCAUCUACCGAUCCACGGUUUGUGCCUACACUGAAAAAUCUUCUGAGGGACUUUGAGAUUCAUGCUAGGCACGAAGAGGAUGUGGAUUUGCCUAUGCUUGAAGAUGUUUUGUCUAAAGACGAAAGUGUGGCAUUGACAAAGUCUCUAGAUCGAACUAAAAUGCUUGUUCCUUCUAGAUCUCAUCCCCUUCUACCCAAUAAGCCGCCCUUUGAGACUGCUGCUGGGUUGAUGGCUGCGCCUCUCGAUAGUUUGACGAAUUGGUUUCGGAAGUGGCCUGGUGAGAAGGAGGACACAUGA